This is a messenger RNA of Alternaria rosae, 2292 nucleotides long. RefSeq lists its product as uncharacterized. NCBI's taxonomy places the organism in Eukaryota, Fungi, Ascomycota, Dothideomycetes, Pleosporales, Pleosporaceae. Gene Ontology annotation, molecular function: ubiquitin protein ligase activity; zinc ion binding; ubiquitin conjugating enzyme binding. The transcript has a single exon. Gene Ontology annotation, cellular component: ubiquitin ligase complex; cytoplasm. The record is from RefSeq and is a predicted model, not a curated record. Bases 184 to 2160 code for a protein of 658 amino acids. Gene Ontology annotation, biological process: protein polyubiquitination; positive regulation of proteasomal ubiquitin-dependent protein catabolic process; ubiquitin-dependent protein catabolic process.
CUCGUCGAAGCCAAUGACUGUCAGCGCCGCAAGGCUGGCUGCCUGCAGGCAGCACCACUGCGCCUUCUGUUGAGUCAACAGCCUUGAGUCAAACCUCCCACAUCAACUGCAUGCUGUUUUCUAUUUAAGCUGAUGUUGUAAUUCAUUUCAUGUGUCACAGUCACAUAAAUCGUCUCGUUAGCUAUGGGUUCCAAGUUCUCUCGAGCGGUACGGCCGCAGGUGAAGGCUGCUGCCUCGCCAGUCGCAACUGCCCACCAUCACGACACUGACCAUGCAAACGCACAAACGCAAUGCCAAGAGGCCACACCACGGGUCUCAGGCCCUUACUUUUACGACGAUAUAAACGUUGCAACUUCUACCACCGCACUAGCAAUUCCACAAAGACGCAACAGCGCGCCCGCAACAAUAUUCGCUGCUUCUGCAACUUCUGUCGCUAUGGAGCGAGCCCCAAAUAUCACCACUUCCUUCCUUCUCUUCCUAGAAGAGCGCCGACUCAUGUCUAUCCAACACGAUCAUGCCGACCCUGAACCCCCGCCAGCGACUACAAUGCCCCCACCUCCUCCAGCACCAGCACAGCCUACUCUUACCUUGCCAUUACCAGAAGUACAAUGCGUCAUAUGCUGCACAGAGUUACCGGAUACCAAAAAUCCAAAGCACGUGAAAGAGGUCAUCAAGCCAUGCAGACAAUGUGGUAGUGCAUACUGCGGAUCGUGCAUCAGGAGGAUGUUUACCGAGUGCUGCAAAGAUACCACACGCAUGCCUCCGAGGUGCUGCGGGCAGAUACCAAUCCACUAUGCGAAACCGCACCUGUCGAAUGAGGAGUUCACGGAAUUCAAAUCGAAGUACGAAGAGUGGCUCACACCCAAUCCAUUCUAUUGUCCAGUGUCAACAUGCUCGGCGUUCAUUCCAGACCGACUUCUCCCGGAACAGGCAACGAAGAAGCAAGGCAAGCGUGUUGACUCUGGUAUUGGAACACCAACCUCGAAGGCCUUUGCGUGUCCAACCUGCUCAGCUGAGAUCUGUCUCGAGUGUCGGCAAAUCGCUCAUCCGGACGCUAUAUGCAACAUCUCCGAAUUCGGUAUCGAUGCGGAAACAACAGAGUUAUUGAAGAGUUGGGGUUACAAGAGAUGUCCAAAGUGCGGCCAUGGACUGAAGCGAAUGUACGGCUGUCUACAUAUGGAGUGCCGAUGUGGAGCGCACUUCUGCUAUAUAUGCAUGGAUGAGCCGGGAGACUGUGGUGGAGGUUGUAUCGAAGACGACGACGACGACGAUGGGGAAGACUACGGCAGUGACGACGAGUCUCCAUCUAACACGAACGAUGCACCGGCUCUGCCCGACGAGACAUCCCAAGUGCCAGAGCCUGUUGAAGCAGCAGCGAUAUCGACGCCACUACCGGCUUCUCAACCGCGGAACCUUGACGCUGGAGGGCAUCGCUAUUGGGAGAAUCAAGAUCUGGACUUUGGCGAGGAACCAGGAGAAGACUAUCAAGACCGCUCAUGGAACUGUGUCCACAGAUUCGAAACCUAUACGAUACCCCUCGCGAAAGCUCUAGUCGAUGACUCCGCGGCUGAGAUGGAGUGCGUGAAAUGCUGGUCUUCAAUACAUCCAGAGAUCGAAGUACCAAAAACUGUAGCAAACGAUGAUACCAAGGCAAAGACCGUACCAGCAAGUACAGGAAGAAGAACCGCUCGAGGAUUCGGGAGGGGUAACGGACCAGGACGAGGUUGCGGUCGCCCACGCGGCGCGUACCUACCUCCUCGCGGACUCUUCCAAGUCGGUGACGCCAUUGGAACAGCACCUCACCUUACUACCUCUGUCCUCUCCCCGCUAUCCCAAAGUGUACCCGAACGCGAAACCUCGCCCAUGGAAGACAUUCAUUACUCUUCCAACCGGGUAGUAGAUACCUACGGCAACAUCAUCGCCACAUCGGAGAUUGAGCUUCGUCGCCGGGCAUCCGAUGCGUCUUUCGUCACUAAUGUCGUUCCUCCACAAGCGGACUUGAAGGCCCAAGUUAUCUUCAGAGCCUCAUCGGCUGUCUUUUCUACCGCGACAACAGCGAAAUUCAGUCUCGCUCACGAGUGCAUUCACUGCGCCUUGCUCGUCUGCGCUUCGUGUAGAGAUGGUAUCUUCGCUGCUGAAGAGAGGAGAUUGAUGCAUUGAAAGAUUGAUAAGGAUUGCGGUUAGACGGAGUAACACCACAUUCACGACUUUCAUAUUCAAUAUCCGGACGACUUUGUAUGAGAAGCAGCUAGCGACUAGGUCUUCUGCAGUCAGAGCAUCUUAGCAGCAGAU